This is a messenger RNA of Meloidogyne enterolobii, 747 nucleotides long. The record is from the annotation of a GenBank genome assembly. NCBI's taxonomy places the organism in Eukaryota, Metazoa, Nematoda, Chromadorea, Rhabditida, Meloidogynidae.
AUGACACUUCGGGAAUUGGAAUUAUUCCCGGAAAUGGCACGUUCUCAACACAGUGUUGCCCUUUUCCUUUAUAUUAGAAAUAAAACGUUGGCACAAUGGCAAUUUGAUCCACUUUUGGAACUUACUUUGGGAGCAAUUUUAAAAGAAUUACCCGAACCAUUUAACAGUGAUGUUGAGUUAGUUACAAGUAUUCAUAAUUAUUUGGAGCGUUAUGGCUAUAUUAAUUAUGGAGUGUUUACUCGUUUAUCAGUUAGAGAAUUUGACAAAAAAAUAACAAUUGUCGUUAUUGGAGCGGGAGCGGCGGGGCUAGCCGCUGCUCGACAAUUAAAAUUCUUUGGGUUUGAUGUUAUUGUAUUGGAGGCUAGGCCUAGAAUGUGUGGACGUGUAUUUACUUACCAUAGAGGUGCUGGCCUGCCGCCUGUCGAUUUGGGUGGAAUGAUUAUUAAAGGAAUAGUUGGAAAUCCAUUAAUUACACUUAUCAGACAAACUCAAUGUAAUAUUGUAGAAAUGAACCAAAAAUGUCCAAUAUACGAUAAAGAUGGGAAAUUAAUUGAUUUACAGAAGAAUGAAAUGAUUUUAAAUUCACUUAAUAAAAUUCUGAAUACAAUUUGUUAUAUUGUUCAUGAAAUGGGAAUAACUAAAAUUGAAGAAGACUCUCCAAAUUCUCAAAAUAAUAAUAAAAAUGUUGCUAAAAAAGGAGGAAGAAAAAUAAAUUUGGGAGAAGCUAUUCAACUUAUUUUAAAGUAA